GUUCCAUCAAAGUGAUAAACUUCAACCCCUCCAGGCCCCGGGAGUGGCUGGGUAUAAUACUGCAAAUGAGACAUAGGAAGUAAACAGGAAGUUCUCUUCAAACUUCGGACUCUGAGCAGUGGCUGGGCUUCCAGAGUCAAGCUCUAGCAGAGCACACCCCACCAACAAUCUCUAGGGACACGAAUGGUGAGCAAUGGACACAGGGAACUGGAGCCAGGUAACAGAAUUCAUCAUCUUGGGCUUCCCCCAUCUCCAGGGUGUCCAGAUUUAUCUCUUUCUCUUGUUGCUUCUCAUUUACCUCAUGACUGUGUUGGGAAACCUGCUGAUAUUCCUGGUGGUCUGCCUGGACUCCCGGCUUCAUACACCCAUGUACCACUUUGUCAGCAUUCUCUCCUUCUCAGAGCUUGGCUAUACAGCUGCCACCAUCCCUAAGAUGCUGGCAAACUUGCUCAGUGAGAAAAAGACCAUUUCAUUCUCUGGGUGUCUCCUGCAGAUCUAUUCCUUUCACUCCCUUGGAGCGACUGAGUGCUAUCUCCUGACAGCUAUGGCCUACGAUAGGUAUUUAGCCAUCUGCCGGCCCCUCCACUACCCAACCCUCAUGACCCCAACACUCUGUGCAGAGAUUGCCAUUGGCUGUUGGUUGGGAGGCUUGGCUGGACCAGUAGUUGAAAUUUCCUUGAUUUCACGCCUCCCAUUCUGUGGCCCCAAUCGCAUUCAGCAUGUCUUUUGUGACUUCCCUCCUGUGCUGAGUUUGGCUUGCACUGAUACGUCUAUAAAUGUCCUAGUAGAUUUUGUUAUAAAUUCCUGCAAGAUCCUAGCCACCUUCCUGCUGAUCCUCUGCUCCUAUGUGCAGAUCAUCUGCACAGUGCUCAGAAUUCCCUCAGCUGCCGGCAAGAGGAAGGCCAUCUCCACGUGUGCCUCCCACCUCACUGUGGUUCUCAUCUUCUAUGGGAGCAUCCUCUUCAUGUAUGUGCGGCUGAAGAAGAGCUACUCACUGGACUAUGACCAGGCCCUGGCAGUGGUCUACUCAGUGCUCACACCCUUCCUCAACCCCUUCAUCUACAGCUUGCGCAACAAGGAGAUCAAGGAGGCUGUGAGGAGGCAGCUAAAGAGAAUUGGGAUAUUGGCAUGAGUUGGCGCUGAGAGUAGGCCAAGGCCGGGCCUGAGGGUAUGGUGGCCCCAGGGAUCAACAGUGGCCAGAGACGAGAAACUACAAAUUCAGUGCUUUUCUAUGUGGGGUGGUGGAGCUGCAGCAAGUGCUGACUUUCAGUGUUAUAGCGACCUUCAUACUGUCUGCUGGAGCCACGUUUGGCUUGAGACCAGAGACUAGGGAAAGUACACAUCCCUUCAACAUGAUGUAGUGCAGUGAUUUUCAAAACUCAGAUGUUUAUGUAUCACACUUAGGUUUUUUUUUUUAAAUCUGUGUCUUACCUAUUAUACAUAUAUAGGCAUUUUUCAAAUUUACUUGACUUAAUAUAAAUAUAGUCAGUCAUGUCCUAAACAAAAUGUGCUAAAUAAAAUUUAGAACAUGAAAUUCAUGAUGUUUUUUGUACCACUUGCAAUCAUUUCAUGUGGAGAAGACUGGUACAGUAGAAAAAAGCAUGUUUUUUGAACUCAUAUAUAUCUGGAUUUAAAUCAUAUUUUAUUCAGUCACUUGCUAAUUACUUAAUCUUUAGAAAGUAACUUAGCAUCUCUGAGUCUUAAUUUCAUUAUUUGAUAAUGAUAUUUUCUUGAAGAGUGUUUUGAAUAUUAACGUUAAGAUUUGUAAACCACAGUGCACAGUGUCUGACAUGUAGGUGAUAGUAAAUAAAUAAGGACUUGUUUUUAUUUAUUUUAUUCUGCGAAGACUUCUCAUCAUUACUCUGAGUCUUAGAACAAUAUCUAGUAAAACAUAAAUAAACAAAAAUAUUUUCCAAGUAUUUUCUCCAAAGGAAAGGAGCAAACCAGCCAGAAGGAAUACUUGUAUAGUGUACAAGUAUACUAUACUUGAAAAGUAUAGUUUGUCACAGUUCUGUUCUGACAAGUUUCAUGUACCUGUCUUAGUGGUCCUAAUAUCUAUGGCCAGUAUAAUGUAUGAAAGUAUAGGAGUUGAGUCAGUGGAAAGAAAUAGGAUUACUUUUUACAUCGAACCAUUUUUUUAUUUAAUUGUAAGCUAAUUAUUUCCUGAAACCUGUGAAAAAUAAUUCUAAAAUGUAGCAUAUGAGAGAUCUGGGGAUUGAAUUAAUAGCUAAUAUUAUGUAUUCUUUAUGUAUCCUUCCAUGAAUGGAGGAUCAAAUAUUAACUACAAAAAGUCUUUGAAUUCUAUAGAAAUUCCUAAGAAGAUUACAAAAUAUUUUUAAUACCACACUUUUAAAGGUAUUCAUCCAUCCAUGCAUUCAAAUUAACACAUUUAUUUAGCUCUUACUAUAUAUCAGAUGCAGUGUCAACCCUACAAAAGCAAUGAACAAGACAUAUAUAUGUCCAGGUCCUACCUUUAGGGUGUUUUAAAAGAGUUGAGAAUAUAAAUAUUAAAAUUAAAAUUAAUUUAUAAUUAGUUAUAAUUAAUUAUAAUUGUGGGAAGUAGUAUUAAGAUAAACAUGCAUUCUCCUUUUUUUUCACUUGUCUUUGAAGUUUAUUGAGAAUUUUAAGCAGAUAAAUGUUUUUACAUUAAAUAAUCACCAG
This is a messenger RNA of Gorilla gorilla gorilla (western lowland gorilla), 2661 nucleotides long. RefSeq names its product olfactory receptor 6N1. Gene Ontology annotation, biological process: G protein-coupled receptor signaling pathway. Bases 194 to 1132 code for a protein of 312 amino acids. NCBI's taxonomy places the organism in Eukaryota, Metazoa, Chordata, Mammalia, Primates, Hominidae. Gene Ontology annotation, molecular function: G protein-coupled receptor activity; olfactory receptor activity. The transcript is spliced from 2 exons. The record is from RefSeq and is a predicted model, not a curated record. Gene Ontology annotation, cellular component: membrane.